AUGGCUGACAGUGACGAUCUGUCACUCUUGCCGGCGUUCAAGAUCGGUGAUGCGAUAUCUGGCCAUAGAAACGUCCAGAGUAUAAACAGUUACAGUAACCUGGAUACUGACCAACAGAGGGCCAUAUCAGCUGUGCUUUCCAAUCAGCAAAAUAGGCUUAGGCCUAGUCCUGAAAGAGAAGGUGCUCCUCCAGUGACGUCUGAAACGGGUUUAGGCCUAUGUGCAGCCAGCCACAACCUCUAUGUCAUCAAUUUCAGCACUGCCCUUCUUCCACCUCAAUGCCCGCGUUACCAGGAUAUAGAUUAUGUCAGUCCCGGACAAAUAGCCAAUACAGACACAGACGAAUCCUCCCCACCGCUCCCUCAUCCCCCCAUCCCCCGCCAAUUUCCAUCUCCUCCGCUCCCUCAUCCCUCGCCAACUUCCAUCCCCUCCGCUCUCUCACUCCCAUCCCCCGCCAACUUCCAUCCCCACCGCUCCCUCACCCCCCCCCCCCCCAUCCCCGCCAAUUUCCAUCUCCUCCGCUCCCUCAUCCCUCGCCAACUUCCAUCCCCUCCGCUCCCUCACUCCCAUCCCCCGCCAACUUCCAUCCCCACCGCUCCCUCACCCCCCCAUCCCCCGCCAACUUCCAUCCCCUCCGCUCCCUCAUCACCCCCCAUCCCUUGCCAACUUCCAUCCCCUCCGCUCCCUCACUCCCAUCCCCCGCCAACUUCCAUCCCCACCGCUCCCUCAUCCCCCAUCCCCCGCCAAUUUCCAUCUCCUCCGCUCCCUCAUCCCUCGCCAACUUCCAUCCCCUCCGCUCUCUCACUCCCAUCCCCCGCCAACUUCCAUCCCCACCGCUCCCUCACCCCCCCCCCCCCAUCCCCGCCAAUUUCCAUCUCCUCCGCUCCCUCAUACCUCGCCGCCAACUUCCAUCCCCUCCAUCCCCACCGCACCCUCAUCCCCCCCAAACUUCCAUCCCCUCCGCACCCUCCCCCCCAUCCCCCGCCAACUUCCAUCCCCACCGCUCCCUCACCCCCCCAUCCCCCGCCAACUUCCAUCCCCUACGCUCCCUCCCCCCCCCAACUUCCAUUCCCACCGCACCCUCAUCCUCCCCCCCAACUUCCCUCCCCUCCGCACCCUCCCCCCCCAUCCCCCGCAACUUCCAUCCCCAACGCUCCCUCAUACCCUCCAUCCCCCGCCAACUUCCAUCCCCUCCGCUCCCUCAUCCCCUCCAUCCCCCGCCAACUUCCUUCCCCACCGCUCCCUCAUCCCCCUAUCCCCCCAUCCCCCAAAAACUUUCAUUUCCACCGCUCUCUCAUCCCCCAUCCCCCGCCAACUUCCAUCCCUUGCGCUCCCUCAUCCCCCACCAACUUCCAUCCCCACCGCUCCCUCACCCCCCAUCCCCCGCCAACUUCCAUCCCCUACGCUCCCUCCCCCCCCAACUUCCAUCCCCACCGCACCCUCAUCCUCCCCCCCAAACUUCCCUCCCCCCAUCCCCCGCAACUUCCAUCCCCAACGCUCCCUCAUCCCCUCCAUCCCCCGCCAACUUCCAUCCCCUCCGCUCCCUCAUCCCCUCCAUCCCCCGCCAACUUCCUUCCCCACCGCUCCCUCAUCCCCCCAUCCCCCAAAAACUUUCAUUUCCACUGCUCCCUCAUCCCUCAUCCCCCACCAACUUCCAUCCCCACCGCUCCCUCACCCCCCCCCCCCAAUCCCCCGCCAACUUCCAUCCCCACCGCUCCCUCAUCCUCCCCCCAUUGCCCGCCAACUUCCAUCCCCUGCGCUCCCUCAUCACCUCCCAUCCCUUGCCAACUUCCACCCCCUCCGCUCCCUCAUCCCCCCCCCAUCCCCCGCCAACGUCCAUCCCCACCGCUCCCUCAUACCUCGCCAACUUCCAUCCCCUCCGCUCCCUUCCCCCCCAACUUCCAUCCCCACCGCUCCCUCAUACCUCGCCAACUUCCAUCCUCUCCGCUCCCUUCCCCCCCAACUUCCAGCCCCACCGCUCCCUCAUCCUCCCAUCCCCCGCCAACUUCCAUCCCCUCCGCACCCUUCCCCCAUCCCCGCCAACUUCCAUCCCCACCGCUCCCUCACCCCCCAUCCCCCGCCAACUUCCAUCCCCUCCGCUCCCUCAUCCCCUCCAUCCCCCGCCAACUUCCAUCCCCUCCGCUCCCCCAUCCCCUCCAUCCCCCGCCAACUUCCAUCCCCCCCGGUCACCCUUGCCCUCCAUCCCCGACAACUUCCUUCCCCACCGCUCCCUCAUCCCCCCAUCCUCCACCAACUUUCAUCCCCACCGCUCCCUCAUCCCCCCAUCCCCCGCCAACUUUCAUCCCCACCGCUCCCUCAUCCUCCCCCCAUUCCCACCAGCUUCCAUCCCCUGCGCUCCCUCAUCCCCCCAUCCCUUGCCAACUUCCAUCCCCUGCGCUCCCUCAUCCCCCCAUCCCCCAACCAACUUUCAUCCCCACCACUCCCUCAUCCCCCCAUAAAGAUACUCAUUUUAAGAAAUCAAAACGGUGA
Ylistrum balloti is the source of this 2490-nucleotide messenger RNA. RefSeq lists its product as uncharacterized. Bases 1 to 2490 code for a protein of 829 amino acids. Lineage: Eukaryota; Metazoa; Mollusca; Bivalvia; Pectinida; Pectinidae. The record is from RefSeq and is a predicted model, not a curated record. The transcript has 4 exons.